AUGCCCGGCCUACAUACUCAUGAGAAAUACGUUUUUGGUAGAGAUCCAAAGGAAUCUGACCGAUUGCUCACAAAGGUGACUGAAAACACCUUGAUCCACCCAUCCAUUCCAAAGGAAAACCUGCUUUCCGUUGCAGAUAUAGCCACCGGGACUGGUAUUUGGCUGAAAGAUGUUUCGAAGGUCUUGGACCCUGAAUCUCAGAGUCCAGUCUACUAUCAUGGAUUCGAUAUCUCGUCCCAGCAGUUCCCCAAGGAAGAAGAUAAUAUCCACUUCUCUGUUCACGACAUAACGAAACCUUUUCCCGCGGAACAUCUGGGCCGGUAUGAUCUUGUCCAUGUGCGACUCCUGAUUGCCGCAAUCGACGAGUCUGAUUAUAAAUUGGCAAUUGCAAACAUAGACGCCAUCUUGAAGCCCGGUGGCCAUCUCCAGUGGGAGGAGAUCGAUGAAGAAACUUACAUAUCUGACAACAACCCUGUUAUCCAAGAGAUUCGGAGAUGUUUCGACUCUUCGUUCACGGCCGAAGGGAAAUGCUUUCAGGCUUCAGCAAAGGUUUUCCAGGAAUGUAUGGCAGCCGGAUACAUGGAUGUCGUGCGGUUGGCAUAUACUUCGGACUGGGAUAAAUGUAUCCGUCACGAGACGGAUGAACGGCUAGUAGCAAUUAUCGAAACGCUGUAUGCUGGUCUUCUGGUGCGAUCUGGACAAGUGAAAGAUGAAGAGGCGGCAAUUAUCAGAACUGCAGCCUUGGUUAAGCAGCAUCGCGAAAUCUGUGCGACUGGAAAUUCUCCGCCGCUGAAGUUAAUGCGAGUUAUUGCCCAGAAGCCUACCUAG
Molecule: messenger RNA, 828 nt
Organism: Penicillium pulvis
Lineage: Eukaryota; Fungi; Ascomycota; Eurotiomycetes; Eurotiales; Aspergillaceae
Product: class I SAM-dependent methyltransferase
Exons: 4
Coding region: 1-828 (275 amino acids)
Source: RefSeq, a predicted model, not a curated record